UUCAAUUCGUAUUUUCUUUUGAAGUAGAUACUUUAUUCCGUUGCGAUAAUUUUUAGUUAGGUUUAACAUGGUAUUCAAGACACAGUGGAUACCCGUUCUGGGGUUGUUUUCAUUAACUUUAGCGGCUGCUGCUUCUGAGGUGGAUUACGUCACGGUGACUUCUUCAACAGAGGAAGCAGUGUCUCAUGAUUAUGAAACUCAGAAAUCAAAUCCUGCUCCAGUUUAUAGACAAAUAGAGUACGGUCAAAUCGCACCUGCCGCCUAUGAUUUCAAUUAUGAAGUUCACGAUGAACAUACGGGAGACAUUAAAAGUCAGAAAGAGGUUCGUAAUGGAGAUGCUGUUCAAGGACGAUAUGAACUGAUUGAUUCAGAUGGAUAUAGACGUAUUGUGGAAUAUACCGCUGAUAGUCACACUGGAUUUAAUGCUAUAGUUCGGAGAGAACCAGUUGAUAUAAAAAUUCCUCAGCCUAUCCCGCAAGAUGCAAAACUUACUUACACUGCACCAGUCAUCAAAGAUAUUCCAGUUCAAGCUCGACCUGUCAAUAGAGAUAUUGUACAUAUUGUGCCAAAAUCUUCAGCACAACCAAAAACAUCUCAAUAUUAUGUUACACCCACUUAUGCAACGACAUCUCAUUUAUCAUCAAAUCCAGGAGUAUCUACUCCAUCUGCUCCUGCAUACAGGUCUCUGACUUAUUCUGCCCCAUCCGCUGAUUCAGAACAUUUAGGAGGUGUUAGUCAAGUUUCAGGCCGAAAGCCCUCAGAUUAUACGACUUAUUUGUACUCUCCUGUAGCGUACAACGAUCAAGCUAACUCGGAGCGACCUCCACAAAAGACCAGAUUUGUUUUGGUUCCAAAAUAUAGGACAACAUCCCAUUCUGCUCCAGUUUCCAAUGCCUACGACUACACCCUUCCUUUACGCCCUGCCCAAGUUUACCAGGAUGCUGUUCAGAAUUAUGGCAUUCCUUUACGCCAUGCCCAAGUUUACCAUCAUGCUGGUCAGAAUGAAGGUUAUGUCACUGGUGUUGGUAUCAAAGGUUACAAAACUAUUCCUGUUCAGUCAUAUUUACCACCAGCUCUUUCUGGUGAAACAGUGUACGCUCAAUACACAAAAGCUCAUAGUAAAGAUUAUGCUGGAGAACUUGCUAACGCUGUCUCUGCGGCUACAGGGUUUACACCGAUUAAUCCGGUUCAACAUAUUCAGACCAACCUUGUUGCACCAAGUUUAAUAUACCCCACUCAAACUCCAUUGGUUUCUUCUGUUGCGCCCAGGUUAGAAACAACAUUAAGUAGCCAUAACUCAGUUGGUACUGAAGAACAUGCUAACGAUAAGAUCCAAGGAAAGUCAAUUUAUUCUUUGAAAGAAGGCGAAUCAUAUGGUCCUUAUGAUGCACCAACGACACCGAGUUACAAACAGUGAAUAGAAGCCAUGUUAUUUCCUUACAAUUAAAAGCAAGUAGACUUUUCCUUCUUUUGGAUAAUAGAAACUAAGUUAGUUGUACAUAUAU
Molecule: messenger RNA, 1505 nt
Organism: Hermetia illucens (black soldier fly)
Lineage: Eukaryota; Metazoa; Arthropoda; Insecta; Diptera; Stratiomyidae
Exons: 2
Coding region: 68-1417 (449 amino acids)
Cellular component (GO): extracellular matrix
Source: RefSeq, a predicted model, not a curated record